UGCGAAAGGUAGAAGAUAUGAUUGUUUGCGAAAGGUGACGCGAACAAAGCGAAAGUAAAAGUGUUUUCGAAUCUAUUUAGGCGGAAAAAGGCAUGAACUUAGUACUAAGCGACGCUUCGUCAGAGAACGUCCCGUGACAUUGCUAAGACCGGGGGCUUUUCCCUUUUCACUAUGAUAUCGUGUAUAAAUGUUCAGCGCUAGUCGGGCAGCUGUAUUUACUAUUAACAAUGGACAAGGUUGAAGAGACGCGCUGUCUAGAAAUUACACAAGUGUUUGGCAGUUCAGCGGUGACUGAUGAAAAGAAACUUGUGCUAACUGAGGAGGAUCUGAACACAAUAUUCAGUUUGCUGGAUCAACUCAAUGAAUCCCAACAGCUAUUGCCAAAUGUUCUGACACCAUUACUUCAGCGUCACAAAGUUGAUGUCGACAUUGUAAAUUUGCUGCAAUUUCCAGAACUAAGAAGAUCUUUCAUAAAAAGGGAUACAGAUGCAGGAAUCUUGAAAGAUGACCUCCAGCAAUUCCGAAUGUUUCAGGUGGCAAUGAGACUGGUGACUAAGAGUGUGGAUGAGAGGAGAAUGGAACUGAGUGACAAGGUGUACUCACUGCUAAUUGAUUUGGCAAGCAUAAUCUGGAGAGUGCUGAGAGAAAGCGACAUUUUGCCUCCGGAGCCACCACGAUCAGAACAUCUGGAGGACGAACUCAACAAAACAACCAGAGAAUUUCUGGAAGUUUUUGGUGAGCACAACAGAGAAAAUGUAUUGACUGCAGAUAUGACAAUUGAAGACGAUUUCACUGACAACAGAAGCGCUGACUUGAGAGCGAUUUAUGACGUCAGAAAUUACGUCAUUGUCCAAGGCCUUGGUUCAUUCUUGUUGUUGAACUUCCAAAGAGAUUUGGGUCAUCUGACUGAAUGAAAUCCUACUGAUUAAAAGCACUAAAGAUGGUCCACAAGUGAAACAGAACCAGAGACAGAGAGAAUAAAGGCUUUAUUAAACGCUUGUCUUAAGCUAAUUUAAGCAAUAUAGGUAUCUAAAGGUGUAGUCUCUAGAAAUACUUAAAUCUUGGCUUGUUGUAAUAUAUUCAAUAUAGAGUUAUCAUGAGGUAUUUAUUAAAGUGUACAGUAAGAAAAGUAUCCCUGAUAACACACAUAAAUACAUACAGAGAUCACGAUAUUCAGAGCCUUACACUGUACCCACUAAGAGAAAGAUUUACGUGACUAUAAAUGCUCUAGUAAUAUUAAUAAUAUCAAAUAAAGAUUGUAUUGUUUUCUUAA
Molecule: messenger RNA, 1273 nt
Organism: Orbicella faveolata
Lineage: Eukaryota; Metazoa; Cnidaria; Anthozoa; Scleractinia; Merulinidae
Source: RefSeq, a predicted model, not a curated record